GUGCUUAAGUAUGUAUGCCUUCUGUGUGACUGUUAGGGUCAUAAAAGUUCUUUGUUGCUUUGAAAAUCAAUUUCUGAGUGGGUAACUACUAAGCAGUGCAUUGGACACUUUAAAAAAUGAAAUUAUCUGUUUCAGAUGCUUUUAAAGGCAUUGUUGCUAAGAAUGAGGAGAACACUAGAUGAUGAUGUAUUCAUGCCCUUAUAUCCAAAAAACAUCUUAGAAAACAAGAACUCUGGUCCAUAUUUGUUUUUCCAGCGUCAGUUUUGGUCCUCUGUUAAGUUAUUAGGAAACUUUCUCCAGUGGUAUGGAAUCCUUUCAAACAAAACUCUUCAGGAAUUGUCAAUAGACGGUCUGCUAAAUCGAUACAUACUCAUGGCUUUUCAAAACUCUGAGUAUGGAGAGGACAGCAUUAAGAAAGCUCAGAGUGUAAUUGCCUGCUUUCCUAAACAGUGGUUUGCUAAUCUAAAAGGAGACAAAACUAUUUCUCAGCUAGAAAACUUCUGUAGAUACCUUGUUCAUCUGGCUGAUACAAUUUAUAGAAACAGCAUUGGUUGCUCUGAUGUGGAGAAAAGAAAUGCGAGGGAGCACAUAAAGCAGGUCAUAAAGCUUCUAGCAAGUAUCCGAGCACUGGAUCAUGCUGUGACAGUUGCAAAUGAUCACAACGUAAAAGAGUUAAAGAUUUUAAUAGAAGGAAAAUAGACUUUUCUGACAACUCAUUUUGAGCUUUAAAAUCAUUCCUGAUGUGUAAUUUAUGUACAUAUGUAAAGUUUCUUAAACUGUAAAGUAUUGAUCUUUGUUUUAAUACAAAGUGCAUUCUUAUAUACAGCGUCCUUUAAAAAAAAAAAUAAAAAAUUACUUCUUUGAAAACAAAAAUGGAAUCCCAAGAUUGUCAUCUUUCCAGAAAUCAGAUUUUCCUUAAAGUUUCUCAAAAUCUUGUUUACAGAAAUACUUUGUACCCAUGAUUAGUAGUCAUCUAUCUUGGUAAUUGUUCCAUGGUUAACUGGAAUGUGUAUAAUAUAUUAUGUGUAAUACAAUGUAUGCAUAUAUUUAUACCACCACGUUGCUUUCACACUGGAUAUAGAGAUCAUUACUGUUGGAAUAAGCUUCUCAUUUGCUUAAAAAUACUUAUUUUGACAAUAAAGUGAUCAUAUUAUUGGUCAAAAGGGCUGGCAAAACAUUCUAAUAUGUGAAAAUCAUUUGAACUAAAUAGUUGAGACGCUUUCAAAUGGAACCUGACCUUUAAAAAGCAGCUGCGCUGC
Nestor notabilis (Kea) is the source of this 1259-nucleotide messenger RNA. Its product is annotated as PAX3- and PAX7-binding protein 1-like. The transcript is spliced from 5 exons. Lineage: Eukaryota; Metazoa; Chordata; Aves; Psittaciformes; Psittacidae. Bases 136 to 699 code for a protein of 187 amino acids. Gene Ontology annotation, biological process: positive regulation of transcription by RNA polymerase II; mRNA splicing, via spliceosome. Gene Ontology annotation, cellular component: nucleus. Gene Ontology annotation, molecular function: DNA binding. The record is from RefSeq and is a predicted model, not a curated record.